AUGGGCGACGACGGUGGCGGAAGCCACUCUGGUCAAGUGGACUCGAAGCUUCGUCGAAGAGCGUACAUGCGCAACAUGAUGAAGAUCUACCGCGACGAGUUCAAGCUCGAAAUGGCGUACCUUUGCGAGAGAGAGAAGCAGCUGGAGGAAAACUUGCGCGGCAUCCUCCACGAACGGCGGCAAGCGUCCAUGGGUAGUGUGACAGCGCCGUCGGGACAGCAAAAGACAACCGAGUACCAUCGCAUUCUGCGCGACAUGGAAGCCUGGGUAGCGCAUCACCAGUCCAUUCCAUCAUCCUUGAACGCAUGCGUAUCCACAUGGCGAGACAUGACGUUGCUGGAGCACCCUCCAUCACGGGACCUCGGCAAAGCGUGGAUCACGCGGCAAAUGUACCACAACUCGAAUCGCAUGUUCCAUCAGUACCAGUUUCCCAGCACGACCUCAUCCCACGACUUGUACGACGUCGAAGUCGUGACAUGCCCCGACACUGGAGCCCUUGAGUACGUCCAUCGCCGACAGUUCGACAUCGCCCUUCCGGCGUCGUUCCUGCUGCAAAU
Aphanomyces astaci is the source of this 557-nucleotide messenger RNA. RefSeq lists its product as hypothetical. NCBI's taxonomy places the organism in Eukaryota, Oomycota, Saprolegniomycetes, Saprolegniales, Verrucalvaceae. The transcript has 3 exons. The record is from RefSeq and is a predicted model, not a curated record. The annotation marks the transcript as partial.